AUGGACCGCGCCCCGGCGCUCGCCGCCGAGCCCUGGCGCCCGCCGCACCCUGCCACCGGCAACCGCGCCGCGGAGCCCUCCUCCGCCGUCACGGGCCAGAGCAGCGGCUCCCGCGGGGCUGGCGGCGGAGGGCGGAGGAGGCAGCGCGAGCCCCCCGCGUCCGAGGACGACUCCGCCAGGCUCGUCUCCACCUCCGGCGCCGCCGCCGGCGCCGGCCAGGAUUUGGCUGAUUCCGAAGUGAAGCGUUUCAAGGCAAAUAAAUCCAGUGUCAGUGAUGAUAAUGGCAGUUUCAGGAAAGAUGCUGAAGAUUCAAGAAAUGCUAGUAAGGGUGUUGAUCAAAAUCCUCCACCGCCGGAGCCACCAAAGCAAGAUUUCAUCCAUGUGAGGGCAAGAAGGGGUCAAGCAACUGACAGCCAUAGUCUCGCAGAAAGGGCACGGCGUGAGAAGAUAACCGAGCGGAUGAAAAUUCUCCAAGAUCUCGUCCCUGGAUGCAACAAGGUUAUUGGUAAAGCAUCAGUCCUUGAUGAGAUAAUCAAUUAUGUCCAAUCCCUGGAACGUCAAAUUGAGUUCCUCUCCAUGAAGCUUGAGGCGGUUAAUGCCCAUGUGAGCAACGGAGCCGAAACAUUUCCACCUAAAGAUUAUGGCGCUCCGACAUACAACACAGCACCUGGGUUGACGUUCGACCCACAAACACCAAGGGAAUAUGCCCAGGGCUCGCCGGCAUCGGAGUGGCUUCACAUGCAGAUUGGUGGCACCUACGAAAGAGUAACAUGACCAGAACAAAAGCUUCGGGGUGGCGCCCAACGAAGCCUACCAUGAAUCCACGACCGUCGACCAAUCACCCCCUACUUUUCUAGAUCACAUUUUUUGCACAACCCUCUUGUUCCAAAUGCGAUUUUAUUCAUAGUGUUUUGGAGCUGUAAUUGCCAGUAGAGACAUGUAUGUAGGGAGAUCGCUGGAGCGCGGCGUUCUUCAUUUUAAUUUUGGGUCCAGGACUGUUUCACGUGUACUCCUACUUUAUAUUCGUGACUCCAUGCAUUCCACUGGAUCUAUGUAGCUGACUGUCGUUCGUAAGAUGAGCGAAGCAAGUUUAUUCGGGUCUCUUGUCAAAUCAAAGCUUAAACUUAGUAUUUCUCAA
Molecule: messenger RNA, 1138 nt
Organism: Lolium rigidum
Lineage: Eukaryota; Viridiplantae; Streptophyta; Magnoliopsida; Poales; Poaceae
Product: transcription factor BHLH089-like
Exons: 6
Coding region: 1-774 (257 amino acids)
Biological process (GO): regulation of DNA-templated transcription
Cellular component (GO): nucleus
Molecular function (GO): DNA-binding transcription factor activity; protein dimerization activity
Source: RefSeq, a predicted model, not a curated record